AAACCCUAACAAGAAUCUACUUGUGUGUGAGAGAGGAGCGGCGGCGAAAAUGGUGAAGUUUUUGAAGCCGAACAAGGCGGUGGUGGUUCUCAACGGCCGUUUCGCCGGACGGAAAGCGGUGAUCGUAAGACAAUUUGAUGACGGAACUCGUGACCGUCCCUAUGGUCACUGUCUCGUUGCCGGAAUCGCCAAGUACCCGAAGAAGGUGAUCCGAAAGGAUUCUGCGAAGAAGACGGCGAAGAAAUCUCGCGUGAAGGCAUUCAUCAAGCUCGUGAACUACAACCAUAUCAUGCCGACUAGGUACACGCUCGACGUAGAUCUCAAGGAUGUCGUCACGGUCGAUGCGCUUCAGUCGCAUGACAAGAAGGUGACUGCUUGCAAGGAGACGAAAGCACGGUUGGAGGAGCGUUUCAAGACCGGAAAGAACCGUUGGUUUUUCUCGAAGCUCCGAUUCUGAGGAAAAGAUAAGUUGUUUUGCGUUUCGGAUUUUGUUCUGUUAUUUCUCGAUUUUCAGCUGGUGAAUGAUAAUGCUAGACUUUUUUAUGAAUCUUAAUGCACUUUCAGUUUUUAUAUACAUAUUUUGCAUCUGUGUUUUCAAGUAUUGAAUUUCAUGUUUAUGAGUUAUGACCGUAAUUUGGUUCGUCAGUUCUUCAAUUGAACGAUGUUUGCAUCGUUUUUGAAUUUGGUUUUUGGUUAGUGAUUGACCUAAACUCUGUUUGCUGUUAUUGUGGAAUCAUUG
Molecule: messenger RNA, 739 nt
Organism: Cynara cardunculus var. scolymus (artichoke)
Lineage: Eukaryota; Viridiplantae; Streptophyta; Magnoliopsida; Asterales; Asteraceae
Product: 60S ribosomal protein L27-3-like
Exons: 1
Coding region: 50-457 (135 amino acids)
Biological process (GO): translation
Cellular component (GO): cytosolic large ribosomal subunit; ribosome
Molecular function (GO): structural constituent of ribosome
Source: RefSeq, a predicted model, not a curated record